GGGAAAGACUACCGAAACCAGACAGAGGGAAGAUGCGCUUCCAUAAAAUUGCAAAUGUCAACAAAGCUCUGGAUUAUAUCGCCAGCAAAGGAGUGAAACUUGUAUCGAUUGGUGCAGAAGAAAUUGUGGAUGGCAAUGUGAAAAUGACGCUGGGUAUGAUCUGGACUAUCAUCCUUCGCUUUGCUAUUCAGGAUAUUUCAGUGGAAGAGACCUCUGCCAAAGAAGGGCUGCUGCUGUGGUGUCAAAGAAAAACUGCUCCUUACAGAAACGUGAACAUUCAGAACUUCCAUCUUAG
Molecule: messenger RNA, 295 nt
Organism: Pterocles gutturalis (yellow-throated sandgrouse)
Lineage: Eukaryota; Metazoa; Chordata; Aves; Pterocliformes; Pteroclidae
Product: alpha-actinin-2-like
Exons: 3
Biological process (GO): muscle cell development; actin cytoskeleton organization
Cellular component (GO): plasma membrane; cell projection; cortical actin cytoskeleton
Molecular function (GO): actin filament binding
Source: RefSeq, a predicted model, not a curated record